Molecule: messenger RNA, 2976 nt
Organism: Moesziomyces antarcticus
Lineage: Eukaryota; Fungi; Basidiomycota; Ustilaginomycetes; Ustilaginales; Ustilaginaceae
Product: c6 zinc finger domain protein
Exons: 1
Coding region: 1-2976 (991 amino acids)
Biological process (GO): regulation of DNA-templated transcription
Molecular function (GO): DNA-binding transcription factor activity, RNA polymerase II-specific; zinc ion binding
Source: RefSeq, a predicted model, not a curated record
AUGUCCACCUCGACCCAAAACAUCCAGACAGCCACAGUCCCGACCGCUGCUGCGCUCGAUCCAGCCAUGAACGCCGUGAACGACGACACCGCGGCUGGCGCCGCACGCUCGCGCAAAAAGAUGUACAAGAACUGCGAUCGCUGCCGCCAAGCCAAACGUGCCUGCUCCGCCCAGUACGUCAGCAUCGCCGAGGCGCUUGCCAACAAAGUCGCCUGUAAGAACUGCAAGAAGAAAGGAGAGGUGUGCACAUUCAACAGCCUCAUCAACUCGUUCGGCGGCAUCCCUCUUGCUGGUCUCACGGGAGCCGCUUUCGCCGAAAGCCUCCAAGAGACCACCAACGGCUUCCCUUCAGAAAACACCAACGCCGCUGCCUCCAAUUCCAUCAACAUCGAUGAGACCCUCGCUAGCGAGCCGGAGUCGAGCAAAGCUGCCGAACGACGUCGAGAUAGCCAGUCUUCCAUCGACAAUGUCAACGCCGUCUUUGAGCUGCUCAACAGCUGUGACGACCUGGUUCAGCCGCCCGCCAAGCGACGAAAGGCUUCGGCACUCGACACGCAGCAGGACAUUUCGUCGUACUCGGGCUUUGUGCAGCCAGCUUCCAAUGCUGCCUCCAACUCGCUCGUCCUCAGCCGCGCACAAUCGCCCUACGCGGAAGAUGAGUCGGACACGUCCGUGUUCGACAUCCUCGGCUUCCAGAUCUGGGGAUCAGCACCCAGCGUACGGCUCGCACAGACAGCAGACCGACAGCAUCUCAACUCGGACCUUCUCAGCGUCUACGAGGGAGCUGCCGAAUCCGCCUUCCGCGUGUGGGUCACCGAUGCCACCACGCCCUAUUUGCUCUGCGCCGACUCGUUAAGCUCGACUUCGGCCGCCAUGUCCCUCAACAAAAAAGUGACGCUGCUGGAUCACGCAUCGAAGCGCAUCUUCAAGGCGGACAAUGCAAGUCGCAAUGUCGAGAAGCGCGUCUCGGAGGCGUACCAUGCCGUGCUGCUCGCGUAUGCAGCCCAAUGGCCACGACAUCGCAACAACCAGACGGCCAGUCGCGCCGAAUGGAAGCCCGACGAGGCACGCAUCCGGCUCUCGCUCUGGAAGCAGGCGCGCGACAAGCUCAUGGACGCCGCAGAUGCGUGGUCGUUCCGCAUCGUUUUUGCGCUCAUCCUCUUUGCUUGGACCGAGAAGCCGCGCGAGGUGCCCGACGACGAGGCUUGGGGCUCGGACAGCGAGCCGCCCGCACAGCUGCAUGAAGUGCCUUCGCUCGACGAAAACAGCGCGCUCGACUCCUCUUCCUGGCAGAUCAACGCCGAGGCCAGCACCAUGAUGCUCGCCACCGCCAUGCGCAAGCUCAAGGCAUUCCGGCUCAAGAUCCAGCAGCUCAGACGUAAGGGUAUCGACCUCUGGUCCACCGAAGAGCCCGGGCUCGAAGCGUCGCAAGUCGCGCAUCGCAGAGCGGAAGCAACGCUGCUCGAGAACACGUAUCACAACCUGUACUGGUUCGGCUGCAUGAUGGACACCGAGCUCAGCGUGCUGCGCAAGUACGAUGCUGUGAUCGGCGAUGAGGACUCGGAUCUCACCGACCAGCUUCUUUCGCCGCAGCGCGCAACGAGUCUGCGCAACGAGACCGAGAGCUUUGCCACGGGCGCAAAUGCGGCGCGCAAGCCGGUGCGCAAGAUCUGGGACGAAGUCAUCCCAGCCAACAGCCAAAAGUUCCGACACACCUUCGCCAAGAGCUGGCCAUGCUCGGAAGAGGAGGCGAAGCGCACUCUGGCGUAUGCCACGCCGAUCAAGGUGCUCCUGUUCCGUCACGUCGGGCGGCUGCAGUCGAGCUACUGGCGCCAGGCUUCGAGCGAGCAGAUUGAGCGACAGAUCGCCCACGUCCUCUCAGUCGUGCGCCACUGGGACGAGACCUUUGCGCCGUUCUUUGCGAGCUGCAUUGCGCACCACCACGAGCUGCCGCCGUCCAUCCAGAGCUGGCACGUCAUCACGGCGACCAAGUGGAACCUCGCCGCAAUCCUGCUCGUAGAGCUGGUGCAGACCAUCGACCGCUCCGCCGCCUCGUCGGAUCCGUUCCAGAACACCGGCGAGAUCUUUGCCUCCCUGCGCACCAAGGUGUGUCUCAACACGGCGGCGCUCAUCGAUGCCAUUCAGCGCUCGAGCCUGGCACGCGUGCCGAGCGCCGAGUCGCCGUUCGAGUUCAUCCAUGCGACCGACAGCACGGUGCUGCACAGCGAUCCGUGGCCCGAGAUCUCGGUGCACGGAUUCGCGUGCGUGGCCAAGUGCGAGAUCAAGCAAUUCGCACAGCUGGCGGCUCGCAGUGCGUGGGCGGAGCUCGAGGCGGCAGAACAGCGCGUGCACAAGUGCAUUUGGGCGCUCGACCAGCUUAGCAACCGCUCGACCAUGGCCGUGGAUGCAAGCGCAGAGGUGGCCAAGCUGCUCGAGAUUCACUCGCCCUUCAAGCAGCAGCAGCGCCAGCAGCAGCUGCAGAUGCACAUGGCGCGCGACGAGGACGCAAGGUCAAAGUCAAUCGACGCGUCGGUGGCCGCACAGACGCCCGCUAUUGAAGCGUUCCUGGCAGGUGGUGGCAACGUCGCUCCCCCCGCGCCCAUGCCUUCUGCUUUCACCGACGAGGUUUGGGCGUCUUGCUUGCAGAUUCUAUCCGAAUCAGAACCCAGAGAAGCCACGGGGAGUAUGGACGAAACUCCGGACGCUGCAAGCUCGUCACUGCUGUGGCCGGACCUCGGCGUGCCGUCGACGUCGUCGAUGCCCCUCGCGGAUGAUACAGAUUCGGCUUCUUCCGAUCACUCGCUCUCGCCCACGUACACCUCCUCUACAGUCACGUCGUCCACCGUAGCCCCGAUUGAUCCGCUCCCGCUUCCGGCUACCGCACCAUACGCCGAUUAUUUUCCUGACAUGAAGGACCACGACGCGAUCCUCCCCACACUCGAUAGCUUCCCCAAUUCCUUCCAGUUCCGCGUCUAG